This is a messenger RNA of Phasianus colchicus (ring-necked pheasant), 4208 nucleotides long. RefSeq names its product palladin. The record is from RefSeq and is a predicted model, not a curated record. Gene Ontology annotation, molecular function: protein kinase activity. NCBI's taxonomy places the organism in Eukaryota, Metazoa, Chordata, Aves, Galliformes, Phasianidae.
GGACCCAAUAAAAAUACAGCAGCUGCAGAACCAAAUUCGUCUGGAGCAAGAAAGUGGCCAGUGGUAUCGUCACCAGCAGCAACCUGAACAUCGUCAGCACACUCCCUCAUCUCCUUCCUUUCCUCCUCCCCCCUCCUUCCAAGAACUUGAGUCCAGCCAGUCUGUGGUUUCUCCUGUGCCAAUGAGUAUUCUCAACUCUCAUACUUCCCCAAGCAUGCAGUCUUCCAGCUCCUUUAACUACGCUCGGCCUAAGCAAUUCAUUGCUGCUCAGAACAUCAGCCCUGCUUCUGGUUACGUGACUCCUUCUUCAGGAUCAUCUACAUCCAGCCUUCCUUCUCCUAUGUCUCCGACUGCUUCUCAAAAACAGUUUGGGAGAGUACCUGUUGCCCCUUUCUCUCAGCAGUUUGCUCCAGAAGGGGAGUAUGGAUGGUCUCCUUCUUCUCCAUCUCCUCCCCCCCCACCUCCACCUGUCUUUAGUCCAACCCCAACGUAUCCAGUGUGUGAUUCCUUUCCACUUCCACCCCCUCCACCACCUCCUCUUCCUUCCCUUUCUUCACCUUCCCACAGCCUGUCUCCAACUCCUAGAUUUCCUAAUUCUGGCCAGUCUCCAGCAGCUUUUCUCAGCUCCAUGCUGCCAUCCCAGCCACCACCCGUUUCUGUCAACGCAUUAGGCCUCCCGAAAGGAGUGAUGCCUCCGGGAUUUCCCAAGAAAACAGGCAGAACUGCUAGAAUAGCCUCAGAUGAAGAGAUUCAAGGAUCAAAAGAUGCUGUGAUUCAGGAUCUGGAAAGAAAACUUCGCUUCAAAGAAGACCUUUUGAACAACGGGCAACCGAGAUUAACAUAUGAAGAAAAAAUGGCUCGUCGAUUGCUGGGGGCAGACAGUGCUGCAACUGUCUUCAACAUACAGGAACCAGAAGAGGAGCCUGCAAUACAGGAAUAUAAAGUCUCCAGCUUUGAGCAAAGAUUGAUCAGUGAAAUUGAAUACAGGCUGGAGAGAUCUCCUGUGGAGGAAUCAGAUGAUGAGGUGCAACAUGGAGAUGAACCUAUUGAUAACAGUGCAUCACCGUAUUUUGAGAUAAAGCUGAAGCAUUACAAAGUCUUUGAGGGAAUGCCGGUCACAUUUAGCUGCAAAGUGACAGGAAAUCCAAAGCCAAAGAUUUAUUGGUUUAAAGAUGGGAAGCAAAUUUCUAAGAGAAGUGAUCACUACCGAAUUCAAAGAGAACCUGAUGGAACUUGCUCACUGCAUACUGCAGCCUCCACCCUGGAUGAUGAUGGGAAUUACACUAUUAUGGCUGCUAACCCACAGGGCAGAAUAAGCUGCACAGGAAGGCUGAUGGUUCAGGCUGUAAAUCAGAGAGGCCGCAGCCCUUGGACACCACCUGGCCAGCCUCAUAUCAGAAGGCCGCGAUCUCGAUCAAGGGACAGUGGUGAUGAAAAUGAACCAAUCCAGGAGCGAUUCUUCCGACCCCAUUUUCUGCAGGCCCCUGGAGACCUGACUGUUCAAGAAGGAAAACUCUGCAGGAUGGACUGCAAGGUUAGCGGAUUGCCAACACCAGAUCUAAGCUGGCAACUAAAUGGAAGACCCAUUCGUCCUGACAGCUCUCACAAAAUGCUGGUGCGUGAGAACGGGGUGCACUCCCUGAUCAUAGAACCUGUCACCGCGAGGGAUGCGGGAAUCUACACGUGUGUGGCCAGCAAUAGAGCUGGAGAAAAUACAUUCAGCCUGGAGCUCACUGUUGCAGCUAAGGAAGUACACAAAGCACCUGUGUUUAUAGAGAAACUACAGAACACAGGUGUGACUGAGGGGUUUCCAGUGCGACUGGAGUGUCGAAUCUCGGGGGAACCAUCGCCUCAGAUAUUUUGGAAGAAAGAGAAUGAGUCAAUCACACACAAUACUGACAGAGUGAGCAUGCACCAGGACAACUAUGGCUACAUCUGCCUGCUUAUUCAGGGAGCUACAAAAGAGGAUGCUGGUUGGUACACCGUUUCAGCUAAGAAUGAAGCUGGGAUUGUGUCUUGCACUGCCAGGUUGGAUGUUUAUACUCAGUGGCAACAACCACCUCAGACAACCAAGCCAAAGAAGGUGCGGCCCUCAACCAGCCGAUACGCUGCACUGUGUGACCAAGGACUAGACAUCAAAGCAGCUUUCCAGCCAGAGGCAAAUCCAGUCCAUCUGACAAUGCAGCCUGGUUUGGUAGAGAGCGAUGACCUUUAGAUCCGAGCCACCGCUUCCGUCAUCUUCUUUCAAAGCAGAAACACUGAAAGCCAUUGCCUUGACCAAUGAUACUCCUAUGUCACUUUAUGCAAAGGCAAACACCUUCAAGUACAAAAGAUAAACAACAAACACAGUAACCAUGUAUUCCUUAUUCAGUAUACCAAAUUAGAAGAAUAGGUAGAUUAUUAAUAGAAAUGUACACAUUGCACAACAAAUCACGUUCACCAUUUCCUUAUACCUAAGUUGCUUCAGCUCUUUGAAUAACCCUUUUCAUAAAGGCCAAAAUGCAUCAGUGAAAGAGACUUUUCAGAAGAAAACACUAUCCAUCACCACGUGCCUUCGUAAGCAGUAAGCAGAUGUUACACAGUGCUCAUGGUGCGAGAUGUUUUAUUUGAGGCCAUUAGAUGACAAAGAAAACUAGGAUGCACGGUAACCUAUAGCUCUAAAAUGGCAAUGCAUUCUGAUAGCUACAGUGAACAAGUGCAAUAUUGUAAUAAAAAAGGAAGAGACAAGGAAGAGAAAUGUAAGCAAACGCUGCAUCUCUGCAAACUGUUUUUUGUUCUACAAUGAAAAGAAUACUCUGCCUUAAAUGCCAUUAAUAUGGACAACUCUAUAAAGCAACGUUGAAGCCCCGGUUUUUAGUUCUUUUAUAUUUCUCCUUUCUGCCACCUAGGAGGAGGCUUUCUUACAAACAUACAGCAAAGAUGGUUAAGUGUGAAUGGUUUAACCUCUUCCAACUAAUGAAGAAGAUACGUAACACAGUCUACUCCAGAUCAUAAGCCUUAGUAACUAGAGGAGAAAAAGUGCCGACGGUGUGAACCGCUGCAGUAGAUUGCUACAAAGGGUGGGAGGGGGACAGGGCAAGGGGUUGAAACUCUCUGUGGAUUUCCUGAAGACAGCCUGCAACCUCCUAACACUCUUGCUGAAGAAUCUGAAAUUCUAAGGUGAGCCGAAAACUAAGGAACGUAUAUAGGGGCCAUUUGACUGCUUAGCACUUGAGUAACACGUAUGAGGAUUUUAGGAAUGCACAGUAAGUGAGAAGUGGGUUGAGACUGCAGUAGGAAUAUCGAUGAAAAGUAAACACCAUAGGUGAUAAGCUUGCAAAUCUGAGGAAGCAGAAGAUGAUGGACAGAACAAGGAAACUUGCACCACUUUUUCUUCUUACCAUACAUGUUUCUGGAUUUUUUUUUUCCCUCAUCCUUCCUGUUGUUUGCCUACAACAGCUCUGUUAUGGGUAGGGGCUGCGUGCAGUAGAUGAAAUGCUACUUUCAGAAUGCAAGGCAAAUCCACAUCAAACUGGAGUUCCACCUCGUCAAGUCUGACAAGGUAGUUUCAAAUUAGAACCAAAUGAAUUUCAGAUGAAGGGGAGGGAGGGAUGGAAGAGUUGCCAGGCCUGACAAGAAAAAUGAGUGUUUGAUGGUACGAGCAUACUUCGCUAUGAAAGGAAAACACUGUAUUCCUUAUAUGAAGCACAUACAUGGUAUCUUUCAUUAUUUAUAAUAAAAGUGUUGAGAUCUUUUAUCCCAGUUCAGUUAUUCAGAAGUCCUGUACUUAGUUGGUUUUUUUUAUUUUGUAAUUGUGUACACCAUAUAUUGCAUUACUGCUAUAAGUGUAUUGCUUUGUAAGUACACAGUUUGUUUGUUUUUUUAGUGACUAAUAAACUUUAGCACAUAAGUUAGUACUAUUCUAUGCAAAUUGGUGCAGGACAUGACCAGUUCUGGGAAUCGUUCCUCUAAAUUAAUGUCAUGCUUUGUUGUAUGGGAAUAAUCUGAUUAUAUUCUAGAAAAAGUAUGUCAUAUCAUUCGCAAAGUUCUUCACAACUGUGACAUGCUAAUUUACUUUUUUUUUUUUGUUUAGCUUCACUAGCAUUAUUUUGCCACUCUCUAUUUGUAUUUAUAAAAAAUGUACUAUCAUUACUUUGGAUUGUUGUGCUGGUAUAAUGUGGGUUUAACGUCAAUAAAUAUUACACAAAUAGAAAGUUUUUCUUCUGGUA